UUGCGAGGCGAGGUAGGUAGAAAAACGCAUCUCUCCACCAUCAUACCGUCCGGUGUUUCUGUUCUGUCUCGUAAAAAUUAAUCAGCAAGCAAUUCGGAAUUGUAUUUGUUAUUCAUUAUUUCAUUAAUUGUUGAGCUAUAUAUCUUGUUUUUAAGAAUUCGCUUCACUAUUUGUUAACAAUAUCGUGUUCAUUCUUGUUCUAGCCGACAGCCGGGAAUCUACUUUAGCUCCUCCAUCGGAAAAUAAACCAAAAACAUCACAAAAAUUUCGUAACCUCAGUUUUCUGAGAAUUCGAAAAUCAGAACGCAGUUUUUUUUGUUGUCAUAUUGAAAUUUGUUUAUAUCUGUCGCGUGUCGUAGAAAACGAGAGAGUAAUUAGAAUUUCACAAUGGACAUAAUUGAGUUACCAUAUAAAUGCGAAUACGCCAAGAGUGGUCGUGCCGGGUGUAAAGGAUGUAAGAUGACCAUCGAAAAGGAUAGUCUUCGUAUUGCAACUAUGGUUCAGUCAGCUUUCCACGAUGGUAGAACUCCUAAUUGGUUUCAUGAGCAGUGUUUCUUCAAAAAACAACGUCCUGCUUCAGCUGGUGAUAUUCAGAAUUUUGAGAAUUUGCGUUAUGCUGACCAAGAAAGGAUCAAACAAGCUAUAAUUGAUCUUGGAUCCGGCUCUGUCGUUGUUAGUGGCGAUGCAAAGGGUAAAGGGAAAAAACGCUCCAAGGGAGAAAGUGCAGCUGUUAAAGAUUUUGGUAUUGAAUAUGCAAAAUCGGGACGGGCAGCAUGCAGGGGAUGCGAACAGAAAAUCUUAAAAGAUCAAGUUCGUAUUCGUAAAACAGUCUUUGAUACCGAAGUCGGUAUGAAAUAUGGCGGCCAACCACUUUGGCAUCAUACCACCUGCUUCGCUGAACUGCGUGGUGAGCUCGGUUGGUUGGCAGAAGGAGAACUUCUUCCAGGAUUCAAGAGUCUAUCGAAAGAAGAUCAAAAAGCUGUUAAAGUUGCUCUACCUGCAAUAAAAUCUGAAGACGUCCCCGAUGCAAAGAAAGCCAAACUUGAGAAAAAAGAUGAAGCCGAACUUGCCGAAGAGAAAGAGCUGGUGGAAAAAGUCAAAGCCCAAACCAAAAGACUUUUUAAAUUCCGUGAUUACAUAAAAGAACAAAUGAAAAAGCCGGAAAUAGUUGAACUCCUUGAAGCUAACAAUCAGGAGCCAGUAUCUGAUUCGGAGAAAUUAUACGAUCAACUCGCUGAUAUGUUGACAUUUGGUGCCAUUGCAGAGUGUCCAGUUUGCAAAGGCAACCAAAUGCUUUUCCAAAAGUCGGGCUACAUUUGCAAUGGAGACUUGACCGAAUGGACAAAGUGUAUGAAUGUGAUCAAGGAGCCAGCUAGGAAACCAGUUCGUGUUCCAUCGGGUUUAAAGUCGACGUUCUCGUUUUUGAAGGACGUCAAAAAGAAGGUAGAAGUUCGUGCCAUUCAAUAUAUUGCACCCAGUGCAGCAACAAUUGCCAAAAAUGCAGCCAUGAAGAAGGAAGAUGAACUUGAUGGGCCAAAAGUAAAACGUGAACGACCUCCACUUUAUCUCUUCCAAUUCGCCCACAUAAACUUGAAAGACGAAGAAGCUAGUUUGAAACAUAAAAUCACGAAGCUUGGUGGAAAGCUUGAUACGAAAAUCAAUGAGCAAACAAUUGCCAUCUUCUCGACCAAAAAAGAAGUCGAUAAAAUGGGUUCCCGAAUGCUCAAAGCAAAAGAAUUAGGAAUUCAUGUGAUCCCGAUAGGUUAUUUGAAACAAGUCGAAACCGAUCCCACUGGAGCAGUUCGUUUUAUAUCGAGUUCAAGUUUAUGUGAUUGGGGAACAGAUCCGUCUGCUCGACUGCCCCAAGAAGAGACAAAGAGUUCCAAAUCAAAGAGCAUCUACACCAAAUCUGUACCAAAGUCAAUGAAACUAACUGUCAAAGAUGGUCUUGCCGUAGAUCCAGAAAGUGGUCUGGAUUCAGAGGCUCAUGUUUAUGUCGAUGGAAAGGACAAGUAUAGCGUCGUUCUGGGACAAACUGACAUACAGCGGAAUAAGAAUUCAUAUUACAAGUUGCAGUUGUUGCAAUCAGAUACGAAAAAUAAAUACUGGGUAUUUAGAGCGUGGGGUCGUAUUGGAACUACCAUCGGAAAAAACGCGUUGGUAUCAUGCGAUACUGCUAAUAGUGCUAAGGAAUUGUUUAAGGAGCAAUACCUUGACAAAACUGGAAACUCCUUCGAGGACAGGGAUAACUUUGUUAAGUAUCCUGGAAAGUAUUAUCCCAUUGAUGUUGAUUUUCCUGAGGAUGUCAAGAUCGAUCUCAAUGCCGAGCACAAGGUCAAAUCCAAAUUGGAACAACCCGUACAAGAUCUGAUAAAACUCAUAUUCGACAUUAAUACCAUGAAGCAGACUAUGUUGGAAUUCGACUUGGACAUGGAAAAGAUGCCACUGGGAAAGUUGAGUCAGAAACAACUCCAAAGCGCCUACAAAGUCCUCACCGAGAUCCAUGGUCUUAUUCAAAACGCCGGUACCAAUAGUCAAUUUAUUGAUGCCACAAAUCGUUUUUACACUUUGAUUCCUCAUAACUUUGGUGUACGAAGUCCUCCAUUGUUGGAUACCAUCAAACAAGUUGAAGAUCUCUCAGCAAUGUUGGACUCAUUGAUGGAAAUCGAAUGCGCCUACUCUCUCAUUAAGAGCGAGGAAUCGGGUGAAGAUGUCAAUCCAAUAGACAAGCACUACGAACAAUUGAAGACCGUGAUUGAGCCGCUGGACAAGAAGAGCGAAGAGUUCGAGCUGCUGAAGAAAUAUGUCAAGAAUACUCACGCCGACACUCACAAAAUGUACGAGUUGGAAAUUGUCGAUGUGUUCAAAGUUGCCCGUCAAGGCGAGGCUAGGCGGUACAAGCCUUUCAAAAAGUUGCACAACCGUCGUCUUUUGUGGCACGGUUCUCGACUUACAAAUUACGCUGGUAUCUUAUCGCAUGGGCUUAAGAUCGCGCCACCAGAGGCUCCUGUCACAGGUUAUAUGUUCGGUAAGGGUAUUUACUUUGCCGAUAUGGUGAGUAAGUCGGCGAACUAUUGUUGCACCAGUAAGCAGAAUUCUACUGGUUUGAUGUUACUUUCCGAAGUUGCUUUGGGCGAUAUGUUCGAGUGUACGAGUGCUAAUUACGUUACCAAAUUGCCAAAGGACAAGCAUAGUACUUUUGGUAAGGGUCGAACUAUGCCCAAUCCGGAGGAAUCCAUCACCAGAGAGGACGGUGUUGAAAUUCCACUGGGCAAAGCUAAGACAGACGAUAAGAUGAAGUCUUCGUUGUUAUACAAUGAAUUUAUCGUUUAUGACAUUGCUCAGGUUAAUAUUCAGUAUUUGCUUCGAAUGAACUUUAAGUACAAAUAUUAAAUAUUAAUUACAUUCAU
Messenger RNA from Eupeodes corollae, 3410 nucleotides. It is a transcript of the gene Parp1, whose product is annotated as poly [ADP-ribose] polymerase. Gene Ontology annotation, molecular function: NAD+ poly-ADP-ribosyltransferase activity; NAD binding; DNA binding. The transcript is spliced from 8 exons. The record is from RefSeq and is a predicted model, not a curated record. Bases 388 to 3393 code for a protein of 1001 amino acids. Lineage: Eukaryota; Metazoa; Arthropoda; Insecta; Diptera; Syrphidae. Gene Ontology annotation, cellular component: nucleus.